AUGAUGUCAACGGUUUCUAUCACUCCCGGGGAUAUUAAUACAACCAAUCUGCUAGUAACCACUUCCAAAACGAUUCAAGAGAUUGCGAAAACCCUACGACUUCGUGAAAACGAUGGAGAUCUCAAGGUCUUUUAUGCCGAUUUGACGGCGUACUGUGCCAUGAUACGUGAUCACGCAAAUCGCAUUCACAGAGCUGGUAUUAGAAUUGCCGAUAAGUAUCUGGACCGAAUCUUAGCUCAUCUUGGCUCAGUGUUGUCAUCUCAUAAACUGCUAAGGCAAUAUACUUGCGGAACCUCAUCUUACAUGAAGCUACUCACAUUCAAUCAGAGCUGGGAGCAAAUACGGAAAACUGAUGACGGCAAAAAACUCCAAUUCAUUAAGAAUUCUUUGAAUUUCGGUACCUCUACAAUUGAGCGCAAUGAAUUUAUUGAGGCACUGGCAUUGUGGGAAGAGGACUUCCGAGGACAAUACCCCGAUGAUCCUUCACAAUGGACAGCCGAGGACUUCGCCCCUCAGAGAAAUAUCAGCGAACCAUCCUAUGCUGUCUGGAGUGCCGCCAAGUCAAUCUUCAAAGCACUUGUGGCAUGUAAGGACUGCCCAUGUUCACCUGCGCAUGAUUUCGGGGCUAGGCUCUCUUUGGGUACCUAUCGAAAACCUGUUUCAGACGAUGACACUGAGGAAGAUGUCGACUUUGACAUGUUCCUGUCUAUGAAGCAGGACUGGCAAGAAGCCCGAGUUCAUACUAUGAAAGAGACAGUCGUCCAAUGGGCGGUCGAUGACGAGGCACAUAACCCCCAAACCAAGAGGAAAAAAUCACAGACCCAAGCGAUGAAGGUAAAACGGUUAUGCGAACCGAUCGUAAAGAUCAAGAAGGCACAUCGAUUAGAAUUUAAAGUUACGCGAGGCCAUUUAUACAAGUUACAAUCGGAGAGGAGCCAAUUCUUAGCCGACAAGACGAAAGACGCCGUAACCCUCGAACAAUUCCUCAGGGGUGGGUCACGUUCAUUCACCGAGAGGACAAGACGAAUCCUUGCCGUACUUCUUAGUUACGCAGUUCUUCAUCUCCACGACACGCCGUGGCUUAAACCAACCUGGAAUUCCUCAGAUAUCAUCUUCUUUCGUACCGCUACUUCCGCAAUACCUUUAAGACCUUUCAUUCAAACCCGGCUCUCAGAUCUAGAACCAAGUUCAAGCCUCGUCGACUACUGCGUCAAUAGCAAUAUGGGAUGCGAACAAGAAGAUUACGAAUGCAGUGACAUAGACCCAGAUGAUAUCGACCCCGACGAUCUAGUACAACAUCAAUGCCCAAGCCUUGUCACAUUAGCGGCAAUGCUUAUGGAGGUUUAUUUCGUGACUCCAUUCGAGAUGCUAGCUAAGAAGUACGGCGUCGAGUUAGAAGAUGCACCAUCGAGCCGUACAACGUAUUUAGACGUAGAUAUGGUAUUUCGCGCCUGUAGAGACGAAAUCCCCGAGAAUUUUCAGUUUCAUUCCGCCGUGGAGAGGUGUCUGGAUCCGACAACGUGGGAAGACGAAGAGGGAAACAGAUUAGACGAUAAGAUUUUAAGAACCAGGAUAUAUCAGGAGGUAGUACGACCACUCGAGAAUGAAUUAAUACAAGCCUAUAGCUCAAUAUCUAUUGAUGAUCUUGACCGGUUUGCGCAGACAUUGGAUUUUGGAAGCUGGGAUCAGACAAUCUCGGAUCUGAGCGAGCAAACCCAACCAACUCGCGCAUUGAGCCCAAGCGAGACUAUAGAUAGCCUCUAUUCGUUCAGCCCGUCACCCGAACCGUCGCUGCAACACUACACUCACUAUCUCAAUCCUCUUACAAAUUUCCAGCAUCAAAAUGCAUUGCUAUGGGCUCAUAAACUUGGUUCUUACUCCCACCUCACACAGAGUCUAUCUCUAUCCUCUUUGACGGAUCAGGAUGUCUAUUACAAGGAAUCGAGGUUCUUUGACGACGAGACUGUUUCGGAGGCGCACUCUCCCGAAGCAUGUUCAAACUACCUGAACUGGAAGUACAGGUACCAAGCAGUUUACAACAAGUUCAUUACACCUUUCGCUUCGUCGUUGGAAUUUCCGCCCGUUAAAAUUGCGAUUCUCGACACGGGCAUUGACCUCACUCACCCGGACGUAGAAGCUCGCAGCAAUAAUAUCAAAGGCAAGUACAACUGGCUUAAUGAGAAUUUCAAGAAUAGAGUCCAUGAUCGCAAUGGACAUGGCACAUUUGGUUUUGGCCUACUUCUUGAUUAUGCGCCUGAUGCUCAAUUGUACGUAGCAAAGAUUGCGGAGGAUAAGCCGUCUAACCCUAGGGUUAUCGCAAAGGCCAUUAAUCUUGCCGUCGAUACAUGGAAAGUCGAUGUCAUCUCCAUGUCUUUCGGAUUCCCUACCUGCGAUAUCGACGGUUAUGAUGAGCUCGAACUAGCUAUUAUGAAUGCAUACUCAAAACAUGUACUUAUUUUUGCUGCUGCUUCGAACAGCGGUGGCCAACGAGGUAGAGCGUAUCCCGCGCGAGAACAAAAUGUGAUUUGUAUUAAUUCUACAGAUGCAAAUGGUAAUAGGUCUGGGUUCAGUCCUACUGCAGUUCCUGAUGAUAUCAACUUAGCAACAGUGGGGGAGGCUGUAGAGUCGGCAUGGCCGGUUCAUCUCUGCGACGACGAUUCAAAUCCCUCUUGUAUUAAAUACAAGUCCGGGACAUCAUACGCGACACCGAUAGCCGCCGGCAUCGCUGCAUUUAUCUUACAAUACGCGCGGCUGCAUUUGCCAGAGAAGGCAGAUAUGCUGAAACGGCAAAAACGUAUGAAAACUGUACUUCAACGCGUUGCAGAGAAAGGUCCAUCUUACAAGGCUCGAGAUGGGUACCAUUUUAUUGAUCUUAGCUUGUAUGCUGACAGUCUGUUUGGUAAGGAUAAGAAGUUUAUUGACCUUACGAUUGGAGAUCUUUUGAUCAGUUGA
Daldinia childiae is the source of this 2952-nucleotide messenger RNA. RefSeq names its product Major intracellular serine protease. Gene Ontology annotation, biological process: proteolysis. The record is from RefSeq and is a predicted model, not a curated record. The transcript is spliced from 4 exons. NCBI's taxonomy places the organism in Eukaryota, Fungi, Ascomycota, Sordariomycetes, Xylariales, Hypoxylaceae. The coding region runs from base 1 to 2952 and encodes 983 amino acids. Gene Ontology annotation, molecular function: serine-type endopeptidase activity.